Molecule: messenger RNA, 1010 nt
Organism: Rhopilema esculentum
Lineage: Eukaryota; Metazoa; Cnidaria; Scyphozoa; Rhizostomeae; Rhizostomatidae
Product: cdc42 homolog
Biological process (GO): small GTPase-mediated signal transduction
Molecular function (GO): GTPase activity; GTP binding
Source: RefSeq, a predicted model, not a curated record
CAUGCGUAUUACCUUGCUAGUCAACAACGCCCUGGCGCUGGCGCUGUUCUGAACCUGAAAAUUUGAAGUUGCUCAGAAGAGGAAGGCAGGAGUGUCAGCUUACCAAAAGCUUACAAUCUGGCGAUUUCUUAGAAAAAAGCCUAUAAUUCAUAGGGUUUAAACCAGAAUAAAAAUGCAGACAAUCAAGUGUGUUGUGGUGGGUGAUGGUGCUGUGGGUAAAACCUGUCUUCUAAUCUCAUAUACAACAAACAAGUUUCCAAGUGAAUAUGUACCAACUGUGUUUGAUAAUUAUGCUGUCACUGUUAUGAUUGGUGGUGAACCAUACACCCUUGGGUUAUUUGAUACUGCAGGUCAAGAGGAUUAUGAUCGACUUAGGCCUCUGUCAUAUCCACAAACAGAUGUUUUUCUUGUCUGUUUUUCAGUCGUUUCUCCAUCAUCUUUUGAAAAUGUGAAGGAAAAGUGGGUUCCUGAAAUUACUCAUCACUGUCCUAAAACGCCAUUCCUUCUUGUUGGAACACAAGUCGAUUUGCGAGAUGACGCCAGCACAAUAGAAAAGUUGGCAAAAGCCCGCCAAAAGCCAAUCACGAUUGAAAAUGGUGAGAAACUGGCGCGUGAGUUAAGAGCGGUUAAAUACGUCGAAUGCUCCGCUUUAACGCAAAAGGGAUUGAAGAAUGUCUUUGACGAGGCCAUCCUUGCUGCCUUGGAGCCACCGGAAACGCCCAAAAAGAAGAAAUGCUCAAUUUUGUAACCAAACCGUUAUCUUGUUCGUACGAGACACUGAUUUAUAGGAGAAAGUAACUUUCAAGACCUUGUAUACAAAACAUGGAUAUUGUGAAAGGGUUUGCAGAGGCGCCUAACUGGGGAACCCUCUGUGAGAAGGUUUUUUUGUAAAAAUAAUAAUAAUAACAUGAAUUAUAAAACAAGGAUGCGUUGUUAUUUAGUGGUGAUUUGUUAAAUGUUUUUUUGCACGUUAUGUGUAGUAUUUCAAAUAAAUGAUUACUGAUAGUAAA